This is a messenger RNA of Chelonoidis abingdonii (Abingdon island giant tortoise), 560 nucleotides long. RefSeq names its product cilia and flagella associated protein 141 (gene CFAP141). NCBI's taxonomy places the organism in Eukaryota, Metazoa, Chordata, Testudines, Testudinidae. The record is from RefSeq and is a predicted model, not a curated record.
GUGACCAGGGAGCCAAACAGUAACGGGAGGGCAGCUGCCCCAGAGCCCAGCACCCGCCCCGUGACAAUGGCACCUGGCAGGGAAAAGCUGGGCAAGAGCAGCAAUGCCCCCUCGCGCCAGCAGCUCCUGAGAGAAGAGGAGCUGGUGAAGAAGGAGGCUGCCUACGAGAACCUGGUUAAAAGCUGGGAGUGGGGCCGAGUCCUCUGUGUGCAGAGGGAUAAGCAAGAGGAGAAGAGAGUGGUGAGGGGCUGCCAGAACCUGUGGGCAGGCAUCACAGAGGAGCUUCGCUUCGCUAACAAGGCGCUGCUGAUGGUCCGGCGCGCGGCCCUGCGCUACCUUCUGCACUGCGAGCACCAGCAGCUCCAGCGCGAGCUGAACCACGGUGGGAAGUCCUUCUAUGUGGAGAGGCUGUGAGCACCCAGCUUUGGGGAGCAGUGUCUUACCCACACCGGCCCCCUCGCUCACCAAACUGCGACCCACUGCGGCCCAGGUUUCCAUGGAACCCCAGACUUUGCACCUGACAGCACUUCCCCAUCCUGCCCCAGAGCCGCCUUCCCGAC